AUGAGUGACACUAUCAUAACCAGAGCUGACGACCUCCCAGAGCCAAAAGAGCUCGCCGAAGCCUACGAGCUCGAACUGCAAUCCCAGAAUGGCCGAUCGAUCCGGUUCGGCGAGCUAGUUGCAGGAAAAGGAGCCCAGAUCACGACGAUUGUGAUUUUCAUCCGUCACUUCUUCUGCGCAUAUGAUCAGGACUACGUUCGCGUGGUCUCGCCGCGUCUCACUAACUUCGUCCUCUCGACGCUCCCCAACCCCACUGGUCCAUCACAGCUCAUCAUCAUCGGCUGUGGUGACUCCCAACGCAUCGUCCCUUAUGUAUCGGAGACUGCAGCCGCGUUCCCCAUCUACACGGACCGCACGGGGAAGAUCUACAAGAAGCUGCUCAUGAAGAGGACGACGUCACACAUCACUCAACCGCCCUCUUAUGCGCAGGUCUCUUUCUUCGGUGCGCUUGGGAAGACAUUCGGACAGAUGUUUCGGAGUGGGUGGCAGGCUUUUCGAGGGGGGAGCUGGAGCCAGAACGGCGGCGAGUGGGUGUUUCGAGGGGGCAAGAGUUUCUAUGUCCAUCGGAUGGAGCAUGUCUCGGAUCAUUUGACCGCGGACCGAUUGCUUGAAGUGCUCAGCCUUGAUGAGCCGGCUCAAACGAAGUAG
Aspergillus fumigatus Af293 is the source of this 648-nucleotide messenger RNA. Its product is annotated as peroxiredoxin-like family protein. The record is from RefSeq and is a predicted model, not a curated record. The coding region runs from base 1 to 648 and encodes 215 amino acids. The transcript is spliced from 2 exons. Lineage: Eukaryota; Fungi; Ascomycota; Eurotiomycetes; Eurotiales; Aspergillaceae.